GUAUAAACAAAACAGAAUGUCGCCAUCAUCUCAUUUGUGUGGGCUUUUCUAUGCGGGAUAUCGUUUACAACCCUGAAUAAACUGCAAACACAGGAAUCAGAAUGUCAAGCGAAUGAAGCUGAUGUUGUUUUGAAUGAAUAACUCGUAAUCAUGUCAAACAAGGUAGAAAAAGAUGCUGGCAAGAGCCACGUUCAAAUCGAUGCCUGAUUAGUGCUCGCUAGAAAUCAUUGGCAAUCAGUUUUCUUCAUUUCCAUUCCGGGAAUCUCCGAGGUGGGAUCGUUCCAAAAUGUUUCCAUUUUUCCACGGAUUUCAUUUGGUUUGGGUCUGGGUAGUUCUGGUUCAUUUGUACUGCCUUUCUGCGUUUGAGAUUCAAUCGAAAGAAUGGGAGCAAACCCCUUUUGAUCCACUGGCCUUUUCCUCGGCGCCUGAAGGACCUUUUGUCAAGAUGAGUCCGUUCAUAAACGGUCCACUUCAAGUCCUGUCCAACGAAGCACUGCCCGAGACUCCUUUGGAAUGUGGUUCCACCACCGAACUUGGGGCCAACCAAGAGGUCAUCAUACAAAGCCCAUCAUUUCCAGGCCACGUGGAACCAGGCACCAAAUGCUCAUGGGAUUUCGUUUUGCCUUCAUCCACCCUGGUGGUUUUCAACUGUCAAACCCUUCACCUUCCCUGCGAUUUGGGAAAUGAGAUGCGAUUCCGUGUCAACGAGAAGCCUAAAAAGAAGUUCUGCACCCAACCUGUGGGUAAAGAAUUCCACAACGCAGCUUCGGUUUUCAAAUUCGAUGGCAAUGGCAAAAACUCGUUGAGCAUCACGUUCCUUUCGGGGACGGAUUCGAACCCUGAUGCGAUGACCAAGGGCUUCAAAUGCUUGGUUCGAGGCCAAAGUCAGCUGGAAGGCCAACUCAAAUUGCCUCCCAAGGACGUAGAUCCUCAUUGGGUGCCACCCAAUGAUCCAGUAUGCGGGUUGAGAUCAUCAAAUCGAAUUGUGGGAGGAUCUCGAGCCAGUUAUGACAAGUAUCCGUGGGCAGUGGGAUUGGUCAUUCAACAGCAUUUCUGCGGUGGAACCUUGUUAAAUCAACGUUGGGUCUUGACGGCCGCUCAUUGUAUUAGCGACGACAUUGAUCCCACCAAGAUUGUGGCAUUGCUGGGAUGCGCAAACAUUGGCCAAGACGACAUUGAUUGCGACCAAUAUCGGUUGGCGGAUACUGUUGUGCCUCAUCCAGACUACACGGGUUUGGUGGGCCAAGCUGUGGCCAAUGAUAUUGGACUUAUUCGUCUGGCCAAGGAUGUUAAGUACAAUGGAAGUGUUCGUCCAGCCUGUUUAGGAUCCCGGCCCGUUCCUGUCGAUGGAACAACCUUGAUGGCCGUUGGGUGGGGAAAGGUUGACGAAGGUGUUGAAUCCAGUGAACACCUUAAAGAGGCUGCCAUUGAAAGUGUGCCUGACGGAGACUGUCAGAGGUUCCGCAAAGUCCCUUUGCCACACACCAUCCUCUGCACCAAAGCCAUUAACGGAUCCACUUGCAACGGGGACUCUGGUUCCUACGUGGGACGUUUUGAUGGAUCCCGACAUAUUCAAGUUGGCGUGGUCUCAUACGGCAUGAAAGGAUGUGACGGGGUCAUGGCCAUGACCGAGACCGUGUUCUACAACCAAUGGAUCAAGGAUACUAUGAAAUAGUCUAGUCAGUACUUGGACCUAUUCCAUGAGUCCGAUAUGUUUGGUUCUUUCUGAAGAUUUCACUGUGUUCCCUAUUUGAAAAGAAGAAGAAAAAAAAUCCCUUCCAACCUUUACCCUUGAGAGAGU
Molecule: messenger RNA, 1801 nt
Organism: Tigriopus californicus
Lineage: Eukaryota; Metazoa; Arthropoda; Copepoda; Harpacticoida; Harpacticidae
Product: plasminogen-like
Exons: 5
Coding region: 287-1675 (462 amino acids)
Biological process (GO): proteolysis
Molecular function (GO): serine-type endopeptidase activity
Source: RefSeq, a predicted model, not a curated record